UAUUAAAGAGACAUGACAUGGCGCAGUCACGAACCUAAAUUUAAUUGAUAAAUCAAGUUAUAUGAAUGAAAAUUGAAGCAGAGAAAUUAAAAAUGGACUCAAAUGAAAAACUACGACCUAUGAAAUUAAGUGGAAACCUAGCCGAAAAUUGGAAAAGUUGGAUACAGCGAUUCGAAAUAUAUUCAACAGCAACAGAGUUAGAUGGCAAGGACCAGAAGAUCCAAUGCGCACAAAUGCUUCAUCACAUGGGUGAGGACGCCAUUAACAUUUUCAACAGUUUCACGUUUGCAGAUAACGAGAAAAAUAAAAUUGCCUCCCUCAAGGAAAAGUUCGCAAAUUACUUUGUUCCAAAAACAAAUGUCACGUAUGAACGCUACAAAUUUUUUACUUCGAGACAAAAUGAGGAACCGCUGGAACAAUUCAUCACAAAUCUGAAAAACCAAGCUCAACUAUGCAAUUUGGGUGAAGAGGCAUUAAGGAACGAAUUAAUAAAAACUAUGUUAAUAAUUGGAAUCAAGGACGAAGCUGUCAGGGAAAAACUACUACAAAAGGAAGACUUGACAUUAGACAAGGCCAUUGAAUGUUGUAUCGUAACGGAGAGUUCCCGCCAACAACUUCGAGACAUGAAACAAAAUACAUCGUCACAGUCCCAAGGAGUGAACGAGAUCGACAGCAUUAGAAGGACCACAAGAACAAUGGAAUCAAACUCACGUGCCAAUAAGGAGACGAAGUCACGGUUUGAUAACAAAGACCAAUUUAAAAAAGUAAGUAAUUGUACAAGAUGUGGUAAAAAUCACUCAAUUAAUAACUGUUCUGCUUAUGGUGCCUUAUGCAAUAAUUGCAAAAAACCAAAUCAUUUUGCAAAUGUCUGUAAAUAUAAAUCACAUAGAAAUAGGAAAAUAAAUGAAAUUGUUGAUCAUGAUAAUUACGAACAAAGUCUGUUGAUAAAUGAAAUUAGUAACAAUUCAAAAAUUAAUAAUUGUACUAUAGAACUGAUUGUAAAUAACAAAGUCAAUGUGUUUGUCAAUUUUAAAGUGGACACUGGUGCUAAUGCAAACAUAAUUUCACUAGACCAAUUGAAAAGUAUUGAAUUUAAUGAAAAAAGCAUUCAAAGAUCGCAUGAAAUUUUAUUAACUUUUACAGGUCAGAAAAUUCCGAUUGUAGGUAAAUGCUAUUUACAUCUUAGACUAAAAGACAAAUUAAUUAAAAAUGUUGAAUUCCAUAUUCACAAAGGCAAUGGGUCGAUUAUUGGUAUAAACGCUUGUGUUGAGUUAGACAUAAUCAAAUUUCACGAGGAGGUUAAAUUAAAAGAAAUUUAUGCCAUAAAUAAAAAUUGUAAUUCAGGAUACGAAAAGCUAAUUAACGAUAAUUCAAAUUUAUUUAAAGGAAUAGGGAAAGUAGGGAUACCCUACCACAUUGAACUAAAUGAAAAUGCAAUGCCAGUUGUUAAGCCUAUCAGAAAUGUACCUUUUGCGAUUCAAGAACAAUUUAAAAAACACUUGAACGAAUUGUUAAAUUUAAAAAUAAUCGAACGAGUUGAAGGAAGUUCUGAGUGGGUAAAUUCCUACGUCAUUGUAAGGAAAAAUAACGGUUCUCUACGAAUUUGCCUUGAUCCAAAAAACUUAAAUGAGUCCAUCAAAGAUUCAAAAUAUAAAUUAACAAGUUUAGACGACAUAAUUUCAAACAUUAAUGGUUCCACAGUUUUUACACUAUUAGAUGCUACAAGUGGUUUUUGGAAUAUACCUCUUGAUAAGGAGUCAAGUAAACUAUGCACAUUUGCAACGCCUUUUGGCAGGUACAAGUUUUUAAGAAUGCCUUUCGGUAUAAAAACCGCUAGUGAAGUAUUUCAGGAACGAUUCCAAGAAAUAUUCGCGGACAACGGAGUGCAGGUAUACAUUGAUGAUAUUUUAGUGCAUGGUAAAGACAAACAGGAACAUGACGAGCGUCUAAAAAACGUGUUCAGAAAAGCACAUGAGCAAAAUGUAAAAUUUAACUUAAAUUCAUAG
This is a messenger RNA of Photinus pyralis (common eastern firefly), 2006 nucleotides long. RefSeq lists its product as uncharacterized. The record is from RefSeq and is a predicted model, not a curated record. The transcript is spliced from 2 exons. The coding region runs from base 66 to 2006 and encodes 646 amino acids. NCBI's taxonomy places the organism in Eukaryota, Metazoa, Arthropoda, Insecta, Coleoptera, Lampyridae.